Molecule: messenger RNA, 1406 nt
Organism: Paramecium sonneborni
Lineage: Eukaryota; Ciliophora; Oligohymenophorea; Peniculida; Parameciidae
Source: the annotation of a GenBank genome assembly
AUGAAUUAAGAAGUGGAUAUCAAAGAGGCAAAAGAAUAGAGAGAGUAAAUUGAGUAGGAAUCUGAUGAGAAUGAGAGAAAUGAUAAAAAAGAGUCAAAUUUGUAAUAAUAAGAGUAGAAAAAAAAGAAAAAGAAAAAUAAAAAGAAGAAGAAAUGGGGAGAAGAAGGUAAUUGUAAAUAAGAUAAUUAGAGGAAAUUCUGACUGAUUUUGAUGAUGAUUGGUAGAAUAAGGUUAAGAGUUCUAAGAUUUUAUAAGAUCCUGAUUUACCUUAACAUAUAAAAGAGAAAUAUGCAAUAUAUGAGAAUAAUCCUUAUAUGAUGAUAGUAUCAAAUGUUCCUUUGAAUGUAUAACUAAAAGAAUUGGAGGAAUAUUUUAAUACACUUAUUACAUCACUAGAUCCAAAAAUAAGUAUUUGUAAAAUAAUAUAUAAGCUGAAAGACCUAUAAAGACAAUAGAAUAUGGAGCUACAAAAUCAUGGGUUGUUUUGGAAUGUAGUUCUAAGGAAGCUAAGAGAGCAUUAGUAACUUAAGAUUAAGUUUAAUUUGUGAAUAAUUGUAAAAUAAAAGUAGAGAGACCACGAAAGUUUCUAGAAAGGAUUUUAAAUCCAUAAUCAAGGGAAGGGGAGUUAAAUGCUGAAUAGAAAUAAGAAGAUAAUACAAGAUUGUAUUUAGGAGGAUUACCAACUUAUUUGAGAGAUGAGGAUGUUAUGAAAUUAAUUUAAUCUUUUGGAACAACUAAAUAUUUUAAUUUAGUUAAGGAUACUACAUCUAAUACAGAGAUAUCAAAAGGAUAUUGUUUUUUUGAAUAUGAAAAUACAGUUUCAACAGCAAAAGCUUUAAAAGCAUUAAAUAAUUUAUAGAUUGGGGACAAGAAAUUAAAAAUAUGUAAAGUUUAAGGAGAACCUUAACAAAAUAAAAAAAUUAAUGGAAGAGAUUAACCUUCAAAUUAUGCUGGUUCAUUUUUAGCAUCUUGUGAUUUAUUAAGAAUGCCAUAAGUAUAAUAGAUGUUAACAAUUCCUUAAUCUUCUUUGAUACCUAGUAAGGUUGUACAAUUUUUAAAUAUGGUAUAAAUUAUAUGAUAUAAUGAUAGUGUUCAGUUGAGGAUUUGUAUGAAGAUGAUAUUUAUGAAGAGUUAAUGGAAGAUAUUAGAAGUGAAUGUAUACGUUAUGGAUAAAUUGAAAAAAUAGAAAUACCAAGACCAGAUAAAGAAUCAGGGUAAUUAAUACUAUAUAAUUUAGAUUUUGUAAUCCAGCUGUAGGAAAGAUAUUUGUUAAAUUUUAUUAUUAAAUACCUGCAAAGAAAGCUAAAUUUCAUCUUGCUGGUCGUACAUAUAAUAGGAGAACUGUUAUUACUUCUUUUUAUCCAGAAGAAUAAUUUGAUUAUAAGGAUUAUUUAAUAAAUGGAUGA